ACACAUUCACUCGUCGGAAGAUCCAUUUUGUUAUAGGCAACCAUAUAAGGUUUCUCUAAAUCGUUUGUAAAAGAAAAACAAUGGGUCGUCUAGUUUUCUCUCCUUAACCUUUCCAUCUAUUCAAGAAGCUGAUCUUCUCAUGCGAAGUGUCAAGCGUAUCAAAGACACAAAUGCAAAUUCGGUUACAUUGCCUACAGAUGAAGCAAUGGUGGAAGUUCCAAAUUUGAUGCUAUCUUAUAGGGAUAAACUUCUUUUGGAUGGAGUUCCUGAGGAAGCUAAUGUGGAUCUAUCCUCUGAUGCUAUUCCAGAGUUUCUAGAGGAAGAAUUGGACGUUGAUGAUGAUCCAAACGACCCAAGACCCAUUGUCUUGUUUUCUAAGGAGGAAAAGAUGAGGAUGCGGGAACCGUGGAAGAAUUCUCUUAUUAUUAAGACUAUUAGCAAAAUUGUGGGAUAUAAUUUUCUAUACUCCAGGAUUAAAGCACAAUGGAAGGCCACAACAAAGAAGAAACCACAAGGUAGUAGAUCGAGUAACAAAUCGGCGUUCAUCGUCUCUCCAGCAGAUUGGUAGUUAACAGGCAGUAGCAGGCAGCAGCAGAUCAAUGUUCACCCACCAGCCUUGAUCCACCACCACAAGGCCUCAUUGUCCAUCCGAGGCUGCUGCCGGCAAGCUCAUUGUCACUGGCUUUCAAUUUCUCAACAAUUUCUUGAAACUGUUGGAGUUGGACAAUGCUUCUGAAAUCUAUUUCUCCACUGAAAUAGAAAUCAAAAUUUUUU
Messenger RNA from Rubroshorea leprosula, 774 nucleotides. The record is from the annotation of a GenBank genome assembly. Lineage: Eukaryota; Viridiplantae; Streptophyta; Magnoliopsida; Malvales; Dipterocarpaceae.